AUGGGUCAGUUUUUUUUAGCAAAAGUCGUGAAAGGUGUGUAAUUCUGUCAGUUUUCAGUUUCUCUUCGCAGUGGAAAACGAACGAAUCGCUCGGUAAAAUUUUCAGGCAUUUGUUUUUUUAAAAUGUGAACGCUUCCAGAACAAUUCACCUGCCGCUCAACAAUCCGAGACUCCGAGAAGACCGAGAAAAGAGAAUAAGGUGGCGGAACCGGAGCCUGAGCCAGAAGUAGAGUCAGAGCCAGAGCCAGAAGAUGUCUCCGAUGAGAUUCCAGAGGAAACAAGCGAACCGUCGCCGGACGUUUUUGCUUCGCAAGAAUCUCCAGAAUUUCUGAAUCUGGAAGCCGAUGAGGACGAUGAAAUUGUUCCUGAUUCGGAGGGGGAAAUGGAAGUAGAAGUUGCGGCUGACAAAAAAGGCGAGAAAGCAAUGCCAGAAGAAUCUGAACAGUCUGAAGACGACGACGAUGAUAUUCCAACAGAAAUAUCGUCAAAGAAGGUGGAAAAUGUGCCAGAAGCAUCCGGAGCUUCUGACGACGAUGACGAUGAACCGAUGGAGGUGACGUCAAAAGAUGCCAAGGAAUCUGGUGCACAUAAGUCUGUCGUCGAGAAACUUUUGGAGAAAAGAGCUGACAAGGAGGCGAAGCUUGCUGCGAAAAAACUGAAGAAGAAGAAUAAGAAGCAGAAAAGGGAGUCAAAAAAGAUUGCUGAAGGCAUUUUCGAAGUUAAAAUGAAGAAGAGGUUAGCAAGCGCGAAAUAUUCCAGUUAAUCGUGAUUUGGUGAUUUGCAGCACGGCCAAGUUCAACGUGGUAACCUUGAGCGGAGGAGUUCGAAAUAUGCUGGAGCCGCAAGUCAACUUCCGAGAGGAACUUCUGAAAGCAAGAACCGCCGGAACACGUGUCGCAGACCAGAGCAAGUACCAACAACGCUCGAAAUGGGUCUCAAAACGUUAA
Molecule: messenger RNA, 947 nt
Organism: Caenorhabditis sp. 36 PRJEB53466
Lineage: Eukaryota; Metazoa; Nematoda; Chromadorea; Rhabditida; Rhabditidae
Source: the annotation of a GenBank genome assembly